UAUCUUUCCGACCACCUUCUUCCUAUUUAAACACUUGUCUUCUUGCAAUUUCCAACCAACAUAACCGCUACAGUUCUCUCUUUGUUCCUCUCCGCAGCAGUAUAUAGUUGAAGAAUGGCAACUCUUGCUGAGAAUGUUGUCGCUAGGGAUCAGCCACCGGUAGAGGAGAAGGCGAAUGGCGUUGAACAGAAGGCUGCGAACGGGUUGAACUGUGAGAAUGGAGGGAAGGCUUGUGGGGAGCCAACUGCGGAAAAAGGUCAAGCAGAGAUGAAACCUGCUGGAAAAGAAACCGAACGUGAUGCGCCGAAGGAAGAGGAGAAGAAAGAAGAGGUAGGAAUUGAGGUUGAACCUAAGACUGGAGUUUCCUUUCCAGUUAAGUUGGAUGAUGGGAUGAAGUUGCUAAGUGUUGGUUUGAGGAAGAAGUCAAUGCUAGGCAUGGGCAUUAAGAUUUACAGCUUUGGAAUGUACACAGACAAUGAGAAACUGAAAGAUCUCCUCAAGUCAAAGAUCGGAAAAGCCCCAGCAAAACCAAGCAAGGAAAUGUAUCAGGUGGUAAUUGACAGUGAUUUGUCCAUGCUGGUGAGGCUGGUCAUUGUGUUUUCUGGACUCACCAUGAGCAUGGUUAAAAAGAACUUUGAUGAAGGCCUAGGAGCAUCCAUAAAGAAACUGACAGGCGGGAAGAAGAACGAAGAGCUCGCAAACAAGGUCAUGGGUCAAGCAUCAGAUGAAAUCAAGCUAACAAGUGGCUCGGUAAUCGAGAUUUCUCGCCUUCCCGGAUUUGUUCUCCAAACUAAAGUGAUGGAUGAAGUGGUUAGCAAAGUUGAGAGUGAACUUCUCUGCAGGGCAUACAUCCACAUGUAUUUGGGAGAUGAUCCAUUUGACAAAGAUGCCAAAGAAAAAUUUGGGAUGUCCUUGCUUUCUCUCUUUUGAUCUCACAUCAGAACAAUUUCCAGGCAGAAAGAAAUAAGGUCUAGGUCUACUUCGUAGAGAGUAGCAACUGAGCAAUCGCUCAAUAACAAGGAUUAUGGUGAGAUUGUAGCCGGUUCUGUGACAGGAACUCGAAUGUUGUCAAUCCCCAUUCCUCUUUUAUUUGGUGAACUUCAUGAAUUUAAUGCUUCUACCUUCAAGGUUUCG
Messenger RNA from Manihot esculenta (cassava), 1134 nucleotides. Its product is annotated as chalcone isomerase-like protein 1. Gene Ontology annotation, molecular function: intramolecular lyase activity. Bases 115 to 930 code for a protein of 271 amino acids. The transcript has 4 exons. Lineage: Eukaryota; Viridiplantae; Streptophyta; Magnoliopsida; Malpighiales; Euphorbiaceae. The record is from RefSeq and is a predicted model, not a curated record.